This is a messenger RNA of Cladophialophora immunda, 1787 nucleotides long. RefSeq lists its product as uncharacterized. The coding region runs from base 178 to 1701 and encodes 507 amino acids. Gene Ontology annotation, molecular function: transmembrane transporter activity. Lineage: Eukaryota; Fungi; Ascomycota; Eurotiomycetes; Chaetothyriales; Herpotrichiellaceae. Gene Ontology annotation, cellular component: membrane. The transcript is spliced from 5 exons. The record is from RefSeq and is a predicted model, not a curated record. Gene Ontology annotation, biological process: transmembrane transport.
GUCAGACUACUUCCAGUCCCACUUCCGGGGCAGUCAAUUGCAGUAUUUAUAGCUGCUAUUCCUCCUACCCAUGGUGUGGCAGCCAUAAGGGUGAUACUUCACGCCCAUCUACCUACAACCCUGCCGAGUUUUUCCAUCCUCCCUCUCGCAGGAUCCCGUCAAUUCUGGGCCAUCAACAUGGCGUCUGCGAUCAAGGAAAAUUCCAUCCACAUGGAGGAGAGCGUGGGCACGGGCGACCUCAAGGCCGCCAUCGCCAUCGACAACGUCCACAACGACGAGGCGAUGACGGUGCUGGCGAGUUACGCGGGCCCGCAGACGUGGGACGACAAGGAAGAACAGCAGGUCCGGAGGAAGAUCGACCGCCGCCUCCUCCCGAUCCUCGUCAUCUGCUACGGCCUGCAGUACUACGACAAGGCCAUGCUCUCGCAGGCCGCGCUGUUCGGCCUCCGCACCGACCUCGACCUCACUGUGGGCAACCGGUUCUCGUUCGCGUCGUCCAUCUUCUACCUGGGCUUCAUUGUCGGGGCCUACCCGGCCAUCAUCAUGGCCCAGCGCUUCCCCAUCGAGCGAGUGGCCGCCGGCAUCAUCCUGGCCUGGGGCGUCUGUCUUAUCUGCACGCCGGCAUGCCACAACUGGCAAGGACUCUACGCGCAGCGGUUCUUCCUCGGCUUCAUCGAGUCGGGGGUCAGCCCGAUGUUCAUGUUGGUCGUGGGCCAGUUCUACAAAAAGAACGAGCAGGCCCUGCGGAUGGGUGUCUGGUACUGUGCGUGCGGCUACGUGUCGAUCUUCUCGCCCCUGAUCAACUACGGCUUCGGGCAUAUCCAGGGCGCCCUGUCCCCGUGGCGCUACAUGUACCUCUUCGCCGGCUCCAUCACCAUCCUCUGGUCCGCGGUGGUCUACUUCUACCUCCCCCCGGACCCGAUCCGCGCGAAAGGGUUCACCGAGCGCGAGCACUUCAUCGCCGUGAGCCGGCUGCAGUCGAACAACUCGGGCGUGCGCAACACCCACUUCAAGAAGGAACAAAUGAUGGAGCUGAUGUUCGACCUCAAAUUCUGGGUCAUGUUCUUGAUGACCCUGUUGGCCAUGUUUGCCAACGCCCCGGUCUCGACGUUCACGCCCCUGAUCAUCUCCGGGUUCGGGUUCAACACGCUGAACUCGCUGCUCCUGGUGGUCCCCGUUGGGUUCUUCACCGGUACUGCCGAAUUGAUCAUUCCCUACCUGGCCUACAAGUAUCCGAAUAUAAGGACAUACCUCGUGGCAGUGUCAGAACUGAUUACCAUCCUCGCCGCGGUCCUGCUCUGGGCUCUCCCGCGACACGCCAUUGGGGGGCUGAUGUUUGGCGUGGUCGUCCUUCCCUGCUUUGCGGCCGGAUAUGUGAUUCAGUUGGGCCUCCAGAUCGCCAACACGGCGGGCUACACGAAGCGCUCUUUGGCGUCGUCGGGGAUCUUCGUCGCCUACUGCAUCGGUAACUUUGUUGCGCCCCUGACGUUCAGGACUCAGGACGCCCCGAUUUACGCCCCGGGGCUGGCGACGGUGGUGGGCACGUCGAUCGCCGUGGUGAUCCUGUCCAUGUUCUACCGUUACCUCUGCAUCAGGGACAACCGGAAGCGGGACGAGACCGGCACGCUCGAGGCCUUUGACCACGCUUACGAGGACGACUUGACCGACAAAACCAACCCGCAGUUCCGGUAUACUUUGUAAGCACCGGGAAAGGAUGGUCUAGCUGGAUGGCUUGCGCUCGAUUCGUUGCAGGGGAGGAGAGGGUGAAUGGCUGCAAUUCAUAGUCC